AUGCCACGAGUCCUGCUGACAGGUACAAAUGGCUUUAUUGGGUCGCACAUAUUAGACACCCUGCUGUCGCACGGGGUUUCUGUACGAGGCCUCGUGCGAUCCGAUCAAAAAGCACGUCAAGUCGCUCUAGAUCAUCCCCAGGCUGGAUCACAGCUGGAUUUCGCCAUUGUCCCUGAUAUGACAGCUCCUAAUGCUUUUGACGAGGCAUUGAUAUCCGACCCGCCUUUUGAUGCAGUCAUACAUACCGCGAGUCCUUUGAGUUAUACUGCCGGCAAGACGCUUGCGGACUUCAUUGAACCUGCAGUGAGAGGCACGAUGGAGAUUCUCGAAGGUGUCAACAGGGUCGCGCCGAGUGUCCGGCGGGUGGUGGUUACAGGGAGCUUUGCCGCCAUCGGAAACCCGAAAGACAUGCAAGGCAACGGCAAGGUAUACACCUCCCAGGACUGGAAUCCUAUCACGGAGGAAGAGGUUAGCUCGGCAGAGCCGCGACUGGCCUACUGGGUCAGCAAAACCCUCGCCGAAAAAGUUUCCUGGAAGUUUAUGCAAACCCAAAAGCCACAUUAUGACCUGGUUGUACUCAAUCCCCCCAUGGUCUAUGGACCUUUGAGGCACUCUGUCACGAGUAUCGAGGAUGUCAAUGUUUCGAAUUACAACAUCUGGCGAGAUUUUCUGAAUUCCACCAAGUCCAGCAGCAUUCCGAAAGAAUGGGUCCACGCCGAUAUAGAUGUGCGGGACUUGGCAGAAGCGCACUAUAGAGCUGCGUUCACCUUGAAAGGAGGAAACAAGCGCUAUCUAAUCGCUCGAGGCCGUAUCAGCAACCAAGAAAUUGCAGACAUUCUGCGAAAAUAUUUCCCCGAAGCUCACGACAGGAUACCGAUUGGGCAACCUGGUACACAGUCAUUUCCCGACAAUGCUUUUGAUAUUGACGGAGAUGAAGCAAAGCGUGACUUGGACUUGACUUACAGAAGCUACGAUGAGACGUUCAAAGACUUAGGGAGACAGCUGCUGGACAUUGGAACGUCCGGAACCAAGAUAUAA
Molecule: messenger RNA, 1038 nt
Organism: Cladophialophora psammophila CBS 110553
Lineage: Eukaryota; Fungi; Ascomycota; Eurotiomycetes; Chaetothyriales; Herpotrichiellaceae
Exons: 3
Coding region: 1-1038 (345 amino acids)
Molecular function (GO): oxidoreductase activity, acting on the CH-OH group of donors, NAD or NADP as acceptor
Source: RefSeq, a predicted model, not a curated record